AUGGCCAAAUCCAAGUCCUCCACCGCCUCAUCAUCAUUAGCGCAACAUUCAGUGGUAGCCGCCGCCGCCGGGCCCAUCGGGAGUAAUGAGGAGGCAGGAGGGAAUGGAGAUACGGAAGCGCGGAUUGCGGAACUGGCGGCGCGGUGUACAGCGUUUGUGGGAAAGGUGGAUGCGUGGGUGGGCGAGAAGAGGAGGGCGGUGGGGGAGGUUAGGAGGGGGUUUGGGGAGAGGUGUCAGGGGAUGAAAGAAUCGGAGGAAGAGCUAAGACGGCAGAUCGAGCUACUCAAAAGCAAGCAGACUGAAUUACAACGAGCCCAAGAACGCGAACGUCAAGAAACACUCGAGAUCCAAACCGAGCUCGCCAACCUCCAGCAGCGCCGGGAUGAGCGCGACCAUGUGCGUGAAGACCUGCUUGAGCGGAUUCGCGACCGGAGGGAUGAGAUUCGGCGGCGGAAGGAAGAAUUGAACAGAACCCGCCUCGCCCGCGAACAGCAACAAAGCAAGAGCCGCCCGGAACUGGAGUGUUUUGAGGAUAAGCUCGCGAUGGAGGUGCGGAGUAUCGAGAACGACGUCCUUGAAUUCAUCUUCACGCACAUCAACCCGAAUGACUGGGACCAGGAAUUCACCUUCACGCUUGACCUGCAUCGCGGGCGGUACCAGGUCAUAUCAUGCAACCCGCCCCUCCCCGCACCAACGACACCGUCAACGAAUACAGCAUCAGCGGGACAACAGCUGACGACAGCGCCACAGCCGACGUCGAUGGCGGAUUUGGUCCAGUUCCUGACGCAGACGGGCGACUUUCAUGCGUUUUUGAAGCUGGUUAGACGGGCUUUCAAGGCGAGUUUGGGCGAUGUGGGGAGUGGGGGUGGGCUGGGGAGUGGGAAGUAG
Fimicolochytrium jonesii is the source of this 888-nucleotide messenger RNA. RefSeq lists its product as uncharacterized. Gene Ontology annotation, cellular component: Ndc80 complex. The record is from RefSeq and is a predicted model, not a curated record. Gene Ontology annotation, biological process: chromosome segregation. The transcript has 6 exons. NCBI's taxonomy places the organism in Eukaryota, Fungi, Chytridiomycota, Chytridiomycetes, Spizellomycetales, Powellomycetaceae. Bases 1 to 888 code for a protein of 295 amino acids.